GUCUAUUUAUUAACACCGGAAGUUAACAAAGUGCUUUCUCAUUUUACAUUCUGUUUUAAUAACACAGAAUUUUGUUUCUUCCAAACUGUUGACAUACCCUUUAGAAGAUGGAAUUUCUAAUUGGUAUUAAGGGAAAAGACUUUGUUCUAACGGCUUGUGAUAUGGUUGCUGCACGCAGUAUUGUCGUCAUUAAACAAGAUCAAGACAAAAUGUUUAAACUAAGUGAUAAGCUCCUUAUGUCGGUGACCGGUCAGCCUGGAGAUACUGUGCAGUUUGCAGAAUACAUUUCCAAAAAUAUACAGCUUUACAAGAUGAGAAACGGUUAUGAAUUGUCUCCUCAUGCAGCUGCCAAUUUUACAAGAAGUAAUCUUGCAGAAUAUCUCCGAAGUUCCACCCCGUACAUGGUGAACAUGUUGAUAUCUGGUUACGAUGACAAGGAAGGCCCAAUCUUGUACUUCAUGGACUACUUGGCAUCGUGCGUCUCAGCGCCGUACGCAGCCCAUGGAUACGGCAGCUACUUCGUUUUGAGUAUACUGGACAGAUACUACAGAGACGGUAUGAAUGUUGAGCAAACUAUGGUCUUGUUGCAAAUGUGCAUUGAUGAGGUUCAGAAACGGUUUAUUGUGAAUCUACCCAGCUAUCGCGUCCGACUAGUUGGAAAGGAUGGAAUUAAAGAUGUUCCUGUUAUAAAGCCAAAACCCUUCACUCUCACCAGCUGAUCUUAGUGUUUAUCAUAUUGAAAACAUUCACUGACAUUUCACCGUUGUUUGGUAUCCUCAUCAGAUGCUCAUUCCAUCGCGGGAUGUGUGUUUUGCAACAGACUGACAAUUGUUUCAUGACUGGUAGAUUAUUUGUCAUAUAAAUGCAUUGUUGUCACCUU
Messenger RNA from Gigantopelta aegis, 880 nucleotides. RefSeq names its product proteasome subunit beta type-2-like. Gene Ontology annotation, molecular function: peptidase activity. The transcript is spliced from 6 exons. The record is from RefSeq and is a predicted model, not a curated record. NCBI's taxonomy places the organism in Eukaryota, Metazoa, Mollusca, Gastropoda, Neomphalida, Peltospiridae. Bases 108 to 719 code for a protein of 203 amino acids. Gene Ontology annotation, biological process: proteasomal protein catabolic process. Gene Ontology annotation, cellular component: cytosol; nucleus; proteasome core complex, beta-subunit complex.